CUCAAAUCACCAUAUUUUUUGAUCUGCAUUGUUGCGCUACCUUAUUUUGGAUUUGGCUGCAAUUAAUCUUAAUUUAUUGGCUUUCGGAUUAGAUACAUAAUGUGGAAUGUAAAUAUAGUGUAACACUCAACCCGAAACUUGUCAAAAAAUUGUGAUGAGGCCCAAAAGAAACGAUAUCAGAAUUUCCCGUAAAUUUGUACCAAAUCCUGGAGCAUUAAAGGCGACUAAAAGGGACAGACAUAUCCGGUCUAUAAGUGCAAGGUCCAAGUCAAAAAACGAUGACGACGAAAUCCUGACCACAAAACCUAGGAAUGAGGUUGCUAGUGUCAAGGAUAAUCGUAAUUCUGAGAGAAAAAAUCUGAAAAACCCUGCAGUUCCUGAUUCAGGCUCCAGUAUGAAAACGAAAGCCAUGCCAGAUCCAAAGCGAAAGCCUACAGAUACAGGUGAUAGCCGUCUAGCAUUAUCUGAACAGAAGCGCAAACGUUCGGGGGCGGAAAAUUAUAUCAACAAAAGAUUUUUGUAUGACGUUGUAGAGCCUCCUAAGCGCAACCGCCAGAAAAAGUUCUUACACUUACCAAACCGGUCAACAGCGGCUCUCAUGGCCGUUUCUUCUGCCAACCUUCUGAAAAAACACAAGUCAAAACUUGGUGUCUCUGGUCAAAUAUCCAGUGAACGUGAUCUAUUCUCCCAUGUUAGAAGUCGACAUGGUCGACGUCUCAAACCAAAACAUGAGUACAGUCCCUCUCAAUCAGCUGACGAAUAUCACAUCUUGGAACAACCUCCCUCCACUGACAGUAGCUGGAGACCCAUCAAGAAAAACAAAGUCUUAACACAAGCAGCAAAAUCACGACCUGAUCACAAGUCAGACACCACCAACUAUCUCAAACGUGACAAAUACGAUAAAGACUAUUACUCAUCGGAUGAAGAUCAGGGAGGUAGUGAACUUGGAGGAAUCCUCUCACCUAAGACAUAUUACCCUGAUGCAUCGUGUAUAUCAACUUAUUCUGACAUGUUCAGUGAACUUCAAAAACCAGAACAGCUUAUUCACAGUCAGCACCCAGAUACUAUGGAGAAUCUUAGAAGACUGGAAUCAUCUAAAUUGAAGAAUCGUUCCAACCUAAGACGUGUACUCAGUCCAAGCGGCAACCAAAAAGAACCUUCCAAUUCAUUUUUACGACAAACUGUAUUUCGUUCUGAUGAAAUUUCUCCACCAAUAAUUGAUCGACAUACCACUAAUCUACUUGAUUUUUGCAUGAAUUCAAAUGUUGAUCAAUUUACACAUAUAAGAAGUAAUUUAGAUAAAACAACUAUUCAUGGAGAUGAUUUAGAGUCUGGAGAAUCACGUGGACUCACUAAUCGGCAAGUUCAACAAUCUCAAGAAGAAUUGGAAGAAGAUUUGCUUGCUCCAGAACUUUCUAUCAUUGCAAGCUCUAACACUGCUGUCAGUUCUGAUGGUGUUCUAGUAUCUACAUUGACAGAUACUGGAACAAUGUUAUCGUCAGGUAGCAGUCGACGAAAAUCUCCUGUUAGACCAAUGCAAGUGUUGAGAACAAAAACUACGCAUACUAACUCUACAACACCAGCGCCUACCAAUGCAUCACCGACUAUGUUAGUGACAGGUUCUGACAAUAGCCCAUUUGUUUUCACAUCACCAUCAGUGGUUACAAAUUCUGUAUAUACCAGAUCAUUAUCCGACUUAGAUCUUGGCCAUGAUGGUGAUGUGUUAACCUCUGGAUUAUGCUCUGUAUUAUCUGGCAAUAAUUCACAAUCACUUGGUGAAUCGAAUCAACCUUUAGAAAAUACUAGUAGUAAUUAUGUUGUAAACAAUGCAGAAAUGGAAAUUCACUCGAUAAAUGAUCAUUCACAUCAAAUUUUAUCAUCUGGACCACCACCGCCACCGCCACAACAACCACUAACAUCGAUAUGCAUGAGUAGUAGUAGUAGUAGUGGUUCAAUCACACAAAUUCCAAUUUCUAUGGAUAGUUCCAUUGUAUCAAAAGGAGGAGGAAAUACAACAGUCUCAUCUGGUUUAUUACCAUCACUUCUUACUCAGUCGACGACACGUCCAGUUUCAGUUGUUCAACAACCUAUUAUUUCUCGUGUUUUUAUGGCGCCAAAUACAACACGUUCAAUUACAACUCCUGUAACAAAACCUAUUAUGUCAGUUCCUCAUUCUACUCUUGGUUCAGUUUCGUCUCGACGACGUCCUACUAUUUUAAAGAGAGCAUUAGGAACAGUCAACUCCACAGGUUCUAAUUCAUUGAUCACUUCACGACCAACAACAGUUUUUGAACAACCAUCCGAUAAUGAUGUGGAUUUGUCGUCAACAUCAUCAUCAUCUAUUAGUCGUACUAUUGGUGUAUUUAAUUCCGGUUGUAGUAGUAGUAGUACUGGACAAUUAACAAAAUCUAUCAAUUCAAUAACUAUAGAUGAAUCUGCUUUAUCUGGUAAUUUUACAAAUACAUCUACAAAAUUAUUACAAUUAGUUACUACUACAAAUCCAACCACAUCAACAAUUCCUUCUGAACAUUUAAAUCCUAAUCAAACUGCUAGUGAUCGUUUAUUUGGUAAACGUCUUUUAGCUUAUAAUAGAAAUAUUACAUCACAUACUACUACUACUCCUAAUCAUAAUAAUCAUAAUAAUACUAAUUCAAUGUCAACAAAUAUUACUCCACCGAAUUCAGGGACAACUCAUCAUCAUCAUCAUCAACAUCAUCCAGGUUCAGCGCCAACAAAUACAACAAUUAAUACUGCAACUCCUUAUCGAUAUGCUGUUGUUCGAGGCUCAGCUGAUGGGAAACAAUAUGUUUUGAUAAGUAAUCCUCGUCUGGUUGAUCAAACAGUUCAUGAACAACAACAUCAGCAAUCGAUAGCAACACUGACUACCGCUGUAAAUGAUGCAACCUCCUUAGAACCUGUGUAUGUUUCAACAACACCUACAAUUAUUGAAAAUUUCCAUUCGGAUUUAUUUCCUCUUGAUUCGUGUACUACUAAUAGUAAUAAUAGUAGUAGUAUAUCCAGAGCGUUCAAAGUUGAAAUCAACGGUGCUCAUUUAAUUCGAAUGAAUCCAGACGGUCAUAAUAAUAAUAAUAACAAUACAAUAUCUGAAAAUAAUCGACCAAUUCGAACAAUCUACACAACACUACCACAAGGUGCUACAACAAUGGCAGCUACAUAAAUUUUAAUGAUUGGCAGUAGACGGAAACAAAUAAACAAACUUAUCCCCUCUUGUUUCAGUUUUAUUUCAUUUCGGUAGCCGCCUCCUCUCCUACAGCCCCCCAUCGCCCCGCCCCAGUCAUACAAUUUAUUUUCUUUUUGCCCGAUUUUUGAUUCAAUUUUGUGUUUCCAUCCUAGUCUCCGGUAUUUAUAUAUAUAUACAUAUAUACAUAUAUAUCAACACACCUCCUUACUCACUCACUCACUCACUCGUUCACUCAAUCACCCAUACACAUACACACACUCGCUCUCUCUCUCUCUCUGUUUGUCUGUCCGCCCACGAAUGCCUUCUUCGUUUGCUUUUUCGGUCCAAUGCCGACCGACUAUCUGUAUUCAUUCAUCAUCUCUCUCUCUAUAUAUACAUGUAUUUCUCAGUUGGGUUUGUCAGAAUACACAAACUUCUUCUUCUAUUUGUGUUUGUGUGAAUAUUUAUACCCCAUGUGAAAUCUUGUAAAACAUUUAACUUGGUAGUGUCCUUCUUCUUCAUCUUCUUUCUUAAUGGAUAUCACACUCGUUUAUAUAUAUAUAAAUACACACAUAUAUACUGCGCCUUUAUGCACACAUUGGUUUUCGUCUUCUUGUUCUUUGUUCUCUGUUUGUUUCUUUUCCUAGUGUGUUUGUGUGUGUGUGUGCGUUUUUCAAAUUUAUUGUUAUUUUUGUUCGAUUUUUUCUCGUCACUUUGGGUUGUCUUUUUUUGCUGUUUUUUUUUGCGUUACACAUUAUGAGAAGUUGCAUAAUGUUCCUUUUUUUGUUUUGUAAUGAUGUAGCUUCUAUAGUUUAAUAAUCAUUCAUACACACACUCACACUAUUCAAAUUGGUAUUAAAGUAGUCGACUGAGCAUUCUCAUUCAUCUAUUGUACUUUAUUUACUCUAUAUAUUACUUUUUUUCUACGUGUAUGUGUGUGUGUGUGUGGCUGUGUGGAAAUCGAGAAACACCAGUACACCACCCACUAUCUCUUCAAAAGUAAAACUUUCUAAUAUUCAUUGAGUGUGAAUUGUGUUGUGUUAUUAUUAUUAUUCUUAUCAAUAUGAAUAUCGGUAAUGUGAUAUAAAUUUAAUAUUAUCUAUCUAUCUAUCUAUAUAUAUAUAUAUAUAUAUAU
Messenger RNA from Schistosoma turkestanicum, 4316 nucleotides. Lineage: Eukaryota; Metazoa; Platyhelminthes; Trematoda; Strigeidida; Schistosomatidae. The record is from the annotation of a GenBank genome assembly.